CACCUAAACCCCUGCAAUGCAGGUGUUGAUGAUGCCCUGCUCUUAAAUCCUUUCCAGUAAAGCUCUUGCCUUUUCUCGCCUAUUCCGCCGCCCGCUGGCACCAUAAAUCCAGCGAAGGCAACCUUGUUUGCUACAAUCCUGGCAUCUGAGAACGCGAUUUCGAUGCGGGUUUGAUCUCGGCUGGGGGUUUCGCCGCCCGAUUCCAUCCUGUUUCGUUGCAAUUUGGAGCAGAUUCUGCUCCAGUUCGUGAGAAAGGAAUCCUCUCGGUUGAAACUCUGUAGGGGAAUGGAUCAUGACAUGGACGACUACAUGGACCCCUACGAGGAGGCCGAGGCCGAGGCCGCCGCGGAAGCCGCCGGCGUGAAGGGCCCCGCCGCCGAGGACUCCUCCGACGACCCCGACGAGGAUGAUUCGGAGGCGGAAAGCGACUACGAGGAGAAGUCGUACGGCCUCCUGAGGUCCGGCAAACACCGGGUGCGCAACCCGGACGGAACCUUUCGCUGUCCCUUCUGCCCAGGAAAAAAGAAACAGGAUUACAAGCUCAAGGACCUCCUCCAGCACGCCGACGGCAUCGGCGCCUCCAGCAAGCACCGCCGCCACGGCCGCGAGCGCGCCUUCCACCGCGCCUUUGCCCGCUUUGUCCGCACCGAUCCGUCGUUUGCGCAAGAGCUUGCCGGUAUCACUGGUAUUGCCGGUGCCAUUGCAACCGCCACCACCGACGUCAAUGGCAGUCCCAGUGCCAACGGGAAGGCCAAAGCCAAUGUUGAUACCGACGGAUGCAGUUCUGCGGCAGCAAAUGUGGGGCCGGCGCAGAAGGUUGAGAGGUAUGCUUGGCCGUGGGCCUGUGUUCUUGCAGCUGGUGCAGGGUUCAAUGCGGAGGACUUUGCUAGUAGAGUGGCCAUGUUUAGUUUGGUUGAGGUUGUGCCUUUGUUUGUCGAUGACAUGGAAGGCAUGGAAACAUUUGCGAUUGUGAGGUUCACCAAUGAUUGGAGUGGGUUUAAUGAUGCGCUCACACUUGAGAACCAUUUCAGCGUGAAUAAGCUGGGGAAGAAGGAAUUUGAGACAAGGAAUAGUGGUUUAGGUGUUGCAGAGGUGGAGGGCCGUGAAGGUGAGGUUAAGGUUUAUGGGUGGGUUGCCCGAGAGGGGGACUACAAUGCAGCGAGUGUGGUGGGAAGGUUCUUGAGGAAGCAUACCAAUCUGAAAACAAUAGAUGAGGUCUCCAAGAUUGAGUCAGAGAGGUCAGGGAAGGUGGUGGCAACACUAGCAUCUGAGAUUGAAGCAAAGAACCAAUACUUGCAGGAUUUGGAGACAAAGAAGAAUGCAACAGAGCUCUCCAUUGCACGGCUUGAGGAGGACAAUAGGAAGCUGCAUGAGGCAUACAAUGAAGAAAUGCGCAAUCUUCAUCGCAGGGCGCGUGAAAAUGCUAUGAGGAUUUUCCAAGACAAUGAAAACUUGAGGCUUGAAUUAGAAAAUAAGAGGAGAGAACUGAAUUCACGAGCUAAGCAACUCGAAAAGCUCUCAGCUGAGAAUGCUAGCGACAGGAAGAAACUCGAUGAUGAGAAACAGAAGGCAAAAGAUGAUAAUAGUGAACUUGAGCUAGCUAGUAUAGAGCAGCAGAGGGCUGAUGAAGAUGUUCUGAAGCUAUUGGAUGACCAGAAGAGGGAGAAGGAAGAUGUCCUCGCAAGAAUGCUUCUGCUGGAAAAGGAGCUGCAUGAGAAGCAACAACUUGAGCUCGAAGUAACACGGUUGAAUGGCACACUUCAAGUGAUGAAACAUUUGGAGGGAGAUGACGAUGGGGAUAUUCAUGCGAAGAUGGAGAAGCUGAGUGAAAGAUUAGAGCACGAAAAGAAACGGCUAGAAGAGUUGAGCGGAGAUCUUGUGACGAAAGAACGUGAAAGUAAUGAUGAGCUACAACAAGCCCGAAAAGAAUUGAUAAUGGGCCUGGAGGAUGACCUAAAUGGGCGGACAGCUAUUGGGAUCAAAAGAAUGGGAGAACUUGAUGAAAAGCCAUUUCAAAAUGUUUGUAGGAAGAAAUAUGGCAAUGAUGAUUACCAGACGAAAACUGCAGAGCUAGUCUCAAGUUGGCAGGAGGAAAUUAAGAAGCCAUCCUGGCAUCCUUUUAAAUUUGUUAAGGUUGAUGGAGAAGAUAAGGAAGUUAUAGAUGACGACGAUGUGAAACUGAAGUACUUGUGGAUCGAGUUUGGCGACGAUGUGUGCAAUGCGGUGAAGACUGCCCUGAUCGAGAUAAACGAGUACAACCCCAGUGGACGGUAUGUCGUGCCCGAGCUCUGGAACUUCAGGAAAGGGCGGAAGGCGACGAUGAAGGAGGUGCUGAAGUACCUGUUCGGGCAGAUGGAGACGUCGACCAAGCGCAGGAGGGGCUGAGGUGCCCUGGGCCGUGUGACCACCAAGCCAAUAAGUAGUCGUGCAUGAGCGCCAUUUGCGCUGUUGCAGGAGCCCUGUGCAGUUCUCCUCCUAAAACUGAUGUGAUCAGUGAACUGAAUAAUACCAACCCAUGCCUUCCGUGCUGUUAGGUGUCUGUAUAUUGUGCUGUGCUAGUAUACAUAUGUUGUCAGGUGUCUUUUUAGUUGGAUCUUGUGGAUUUCAUCCCUAGUCUAUUCCAACUUGUUCGGGACAAAGGCUUUGUUGUUGUUAUUGUUGUUGUUGUGGUGCAUAUGUAGUAGCAGUUCUUGUAUGUCUCUUCUAGGUAUGUGACCGGUCUUGUUGCCAUUUCGCCAGUUACCUUGCUCAAAUCAUGCAUAAUCAUGCUUCUCCUGUAUUCAUUUUUUUA
Molecule: messenger RNA, 2791 nt
Organism: Phragmites australis (common reed)
Lineage: Eukaryota; Viridiplantae; Streptophyta; Magnoliopsida; Poales; Poaceae
Product: factor of DNA methylation 1-like
Exons: 7
Coding region: 286-2385 (699 amino acids)
Biological process (GO): gene silencing by siRNA-directed DNA methylation
Source: RefSeq, a predicted model, not a curated record